Messenger RNA from Lytechinus pictus (painted urchin), 2779 nucleotides. RefSeq names its product 4-hydroxyphenylpyruvate dioxygenase-like. The coding region runs from base 51 to 1211 and encodes 386 amino acids. The transcript is spliced from 14 exons. Gene Ontology annotation, biological process: L-tyrosine catabolic process. The record is from RefSeq and is a predicted model, not a curated record. Gene Ontology annotation, cellular component: Golgi membrane; endoplasmic reticulum membrane. Gene Ontology annotation, molecular function: metal ion binding; 4-hydroxyphenylpyruvate dioxygenase activity; lactoylglutathione lyase activity. Lineage: Eukaryota; Metazoa; Echinodermata; Echinoidea; Temnopleuroida; Toxopneustidae.
UAAUUUUGCCACAACGUGAGUGCUUGCGAUCGAUUCUGACCACUGCGAAUAUGACAACCUACACAGACAAAGGAGCGAAGCCGGAUGUCGGCCGAUUCGUCGCAUUUGACCACAUCUCUCUUUGGGUCGGCAAUGCGCUGCAAGCUGCUACUUUUUACUGUGUGCGAAUGGGUUUUGAACCCUACGCCUACAGAGGCCUGCAAACUGGAAGCCGGCAAGUCUGUACCCAUGUGGUCAAGCAAGGAAAGAUCAUCUUUGCUCUUCAUUCACCAUUGAAUCCUACAGGGGACACUACCGAAGAAAUGGGAGAACACAUGAAACUACACGGGGAUGGUGUAAAGGACAUUGCUUUUGAAGUAGAAGAUUUGCACGGUAUUGUUGAGACUGCUGUUAAGAGAGGGGCUAUUGUGUUGAGACAACCUUGGGAAGAAUCAGAUGAAAAUGGGACAGUCACAUUUGCUCAGAUACAGACAUAUGGAGAGACCAUUCAUACGUUUCUUGAAAGGAAAGGAUAUUCUGGACUCUUUUUACCAGGAUACAAGAAACCACUCUAUUCAGAUCCUCUCCUUGCCUCACUGCCAGCAGCAAAGUUGGCAUUCAUUGAUCACAUAGUUGGAAAUCAGCCAGACAAUGAGAUGGUCAGCAUAGCAGACUGGUAUGAGAAGAAUCUGAUGUUCCACCGGUUCUGGUCUGUUGAUGACUCACAGAUCCACACCCAGUAUAGCGCCCUCAGGUCAAUCGUGGUGACCAAUUAUGAGGAGACUAUUAAGAUGCCCAUCAAUGAACCAGCUGAUGGAAAGAGAAAGAGCCAAAUCCAGGAAUACGUUGAUUACUAUGGUACAGCGGGUGUACAGCACGUUGCCCUGAACACACCAAACAUUAUUGAUACCAUCAGCGCCCUCAAGGCUAGAGGAAUGCAGUUCCUAUCCAUCCCUGACAGCUACUACAAAAACCUGAGGGAAAGACUGAAGACAUCCAAAGUCAAAGUUACAGAAGAUCUUGAUGAGAUUCAGAAGCUCCAGAUCUUGAUUGAUUUUGAUGACAAUGGUUACCUGCUGCAGAUCUUCACCAAACCAGUCCAAGAUCGACCAACGCUCUUCCUGGAGGCCAUCCAACGAAAGAACCAUCAGGGAUUCGGUGCCGGAAACUUCAAAUCGUUGUUCGAGGCCAUAGAAAUGGACCAAGAGGAGAGAGGAAAUUUGCAUAAAUAAAUAGCGCCACCAAUGUAUUCUACGAGAGACUACUCUUCUGUAUCAUUCUCAGAAGCUGACAUGUUGGAGGACAAACAAUAAACAGUUGUUCAUUAAAGUGUGAUGAAUCAUAGUUGUUAAUGGUCUAAUGCACAGGUUUCCUAUUGUUAUACCUAUCACUUUGACAUCUUAGAACGCUUUAUAUUUGUUUUGCCUUUACAAGUAAAUUCUUGAUCAAUGGCUGUCUUCUCUAACAAGAGCCUGUUUACCAAUUCACCCAUAAAUGUGUCUAUCAUUAUUAUUUCAAUGCUAAAGUGAUUAAAUGAACCUCCUAAUGUGCAUAUCAAUGUAAUCAGUGAUUAUUUAUUUGCAAUCACUUAUAUUAUUCAUAAAGCCUGUAUUCCACCAGUCAGUUAUAUGAUAUGCCUUUGCUCUGGAUAUCAUUUUUGUGUAUUUUUUCAUGUGCAAAUAAUAUUUUAUUGAUAUUACUUUAUGGAGGCUGACUGUUCAAAUAUUCUUAUUUUUGUUGCAAACAUUUCUCCUCUCAUCAUUGAGAAGAUCGAUUGUAAAUCAUGCUGAUUGCAAAAAGGAGUAUGUAUAUUUUGGUGAAAAUGUAUUAUGGUUCAAGUUCAAGAAUGCUACUGUAUCAUGCAUGGAUAAUACAUGUAGCAAUUAUGUUGAGGAUGAUUUCUCACAAAAAGACAUGAAUAUAAUAUGGAAAUCUAAUUUAGUAGUGAUGGGUUGAUAAAGUCUCUUGUAGUUCCAAAUAAAAGUGUUUUUUUGUAGUUUUCUGUGUAUAGAAAGCAAAGACUUUGUCUAAACUGAGAGCGUGAUGACUAAAUAAUAUUAACAGAAGAGAAGAAAAUUAUAUGCAAUUGAAGUCUUAAUAAAGUCAUUAAAUUAUUUGUGAUUCGUAUUUCUUCAAUGAUCUUUGAUACACGUGUCCUUAACUUCUUCAUAGAUUCAUAUUUAAGAUUUUAAAAGAGGUAACAGUAUGGAAUGAAUCAAUCAAUCCUUAAUCGAUUUCAGUAUUACUUCUUCUUGGUAACAUUUGUGUUAUGUUUAACUCUCAUCAAACCUUAUCAUUUAAAGAUCCCUAACAGUUCAGAAACUUGAGUGAUUCACGCUAGACUAGGAGGAAAGGGAAGAUUCUGAAUACAUUCAUUCUGACUUCUGCUCAUUUAGUUUCUAAUUUGCCUUGCCCAUGUUUUUAGCAUUAAUACAAUUUGUAGUACUGACAAUCAAAUUCUCACUGGAAAUUAUUUGAGUGGCGAUAUGAAAUGCUUUUCUUUUUCUAGAGUAGUUGCACAUAAUUUGUUUUUCUUUUGCUCUUAUUUUAGUGUGUGCAAAUGUGUCUUCAUCUGCAUUUACUUGCUGAUAUGUUUGUAAUGUAUCUAUUCAGAGCAAUAUGAUUGUAUAAAGUGCAUUUAUGUAUACUAUGAAUAUUGCAUAUUCAUUGAGAUGGAUUUCUGAAAUACAUGGAUCCUUAAAAUAUGUUGGAUUGUUUUAUGAAAAAGUGUACAGUAUAUUAUAUUUUUGACCCGAGUGAGAUAGCCCUUGUGCAGCUUCAUUAAAUGAAUCAGAAAUAA